Syngnathus acus (greater pipefish) is the source of this 2119-nucleotide messenger RNA. It is a transcript of the gene smpd5, whose product is annotated as sphingomyelin phosphodiesterase 5. NCBI's taxonomy places the organism in Eukaryota, Metazoa, Chordata, Actinopteri, Syngnathiformes, Syngnathidae. The record is from RefSeq and is a predicted model, not a curated record. Gene Ontology annotation, biological process: sphingomyelin metabolic process. The transcript is spliced from 8 exons. Gene Ontology annotation, cellular component: cytoplasm; extracellular region. Gene Ontology annotation, molecular function: sphingomyelin phosphodiesterase activity. The coding region runs from base 152 to 1801 and encodes 549 amino acids.
CGUGACCACAGGUAAGAUCACGUGACACAUGGGUUUAAACCACCCGUGUGACGUCAUUACGGAUCGGCAAACUCGGUCCGUAAUGAGGGACUACGUGUGUUCAGUGGAGAGAUGCGGCGACACCUGAAUUUAGUCUGGUGAGCUUUGCACCAUGGCCCUGCGGUCAUCCCCAUUCUCUAACCCGUGUGCUGCAGUCACCCACGCGGCGGGAUGGGUGUUGAUUCUGCCAUGUUUCUGGUUCCUCGACCGCCUCAUCGCCGUGUGCAAGCUGACCACCCUCGAGCGGAGACGAGAGGACACGUGCUACCUCUACCCCCUCAAAGUCGUCUUCGGCUCCAUCGUGUUCCUCGUCCUCUUUGUGGUGACUGCUCCCGUGGCCUUGCUGGGCUUCCUACUGUGGGCCCCGCUGCAGGCGUGCCGCAGACCCUUCUGCUACCACCGAGAGUCAGCGUCACUCCAGAGUGAGACGCACACAGGCUUGGAACUUGAGGGGAAGGGGUCGUUCGUCUUCGCCUCGGCCAACUUGUGUCUCUUGCCUGACAGUCUGGCUCGCUUCAAUAAUCUGGGACACACCCAGAAAAGAGCCGCCGCUAUCGGCGAGUCUAUCGCUCGGGGCGUGGGCCGACCCAAUAUCCGUAUCGUUAUCGACUCUCCCAGCAGCUGCGGUGCUCUUAGCCCUUCCAACAGUAUACUCCCCACGUCGAGCGCCUCGACGUACGGCGCGACAGACAGACAGGCUUCAAUCCCAAAUCUCAACAGUGAUGUGGUUUACGUCCCCUGUGAUGACACAAUAGAACCCUCCGAUAUCAUCCAACACAACUCCAACCAGAACUCGAAUCGGCGUUUGCUCUCUCAGGGACUCGGCCAGCUGGGCGACGUGUCAUGGGAAGUGUCCACCAUGUUUCCCGCCCAUGUGGACAUUCUCUGUUUAGAGGAAGUGUUUGAUAAGAGGGCCGCGCAGAAACUCACCCAUGCGCUGAGUCCUUUGUUUGCACAUAUACUCUACGACAUCGGGGGGUACGCCUGCCAACCCCCGUGUAGCUGUUCCUCUUUUAAGUUCUUCAACAGCGGCCUCUUCUUGGCCAGCCGAUUCCCCGUCGUGGACGCCGAGUACCACUGCUUUCCCAACAGUAAAGGGGAAGACGCGCUGGCUGCCAAGGGCCUUCUUUCCACUAAGGUGUUCCUCGGGAAAAAUCAGAAGCAGACGAAACUGGUUGGUUAUUUCAACUGUAUCCACCUUCAUGCACCAGAAGGUGAAGGAGCGAUCCGCUGUGAGCAGCUGAACAUGGUCACCAAGUGGAUCGGUGAUUUCCAAGCAGCCAAUAGGCAGCCGGAUGAAGAAGUGGUUUUUGAUGUGCUCUGUGGAGACUUCAACUUUGACAACUGCUCACCGGAUGACACCUUGGAACAAAAUCACAGUCUCUUUGAGGAAUACAAAGACCCUUGCAGAGCAGGGCCAGGGAAAGAGAAGCCCUGGGUCAUCGGAACUCUGCUCGAGCAGCCAACGUUGUACGACGAUGAUGUAAACAGCCCAGAAAACCUGCAAAAAACGUUGGAGAACGACAUGCUGAGAAAGUGUUACAUCUGCCCUCCCGUUCCCGCCGCUGGCUCGCCCUUGGUUUACCCCGAAAUUGACCAGCCGUGGAUUGGACGGAGGAUUGAUUAUAUCCUAUUUCGGGAAAACUCCAUUUCCAAGCACUGCCAAACCGAAGUGGAAGAGGUAUCAUUUAUUACCCAACUGGCUGGCUUGACAGACCAUAUUCCUGUGGGCUUGAGACUGAAUGUCCGAAUGGACUCUUGACUUUGAUGAAAAGUUAGCGCUAAAACUAUUUUAUUUUCAGAGAAAGGGAACAAAAUGUACCAAAAGUACAUUGCUGCAUAGCCAUAAUAAUCUUAUGUUUACAUGGUGUAUUUCAAUUUUAAAAUGUAAUGCUGAUACACUAGAAAUAUCUCAGGUAGUGUUAGUAUCAGCUUCUCUGAAUACUUAAGGUAUUCAAUACUGCACAUUAAGGCUUCUUCUGGAUUUUUUAAAUACAUCGUUUUUAUUUCAUUGCAGGAAUUCUGCACAGAAAUAAACAAUAAUUAUUGUUUAUAAAUGCGUUUGCUUUUUCCCUCUUGA